AUGAAGCAAUUCAUAUCACUUUUCUGCAUAGGUUCCUCAUCAGAUCUAUCUAUCUAUCUAUCUAAAUUCAUUUCAUAUCUAUCUAUCUAUCUAUCUAUCUAUCUAAAUUCAUGUUCAUAUCUAUCUAUCUAUCUAUCUAUCUAUCUAUCUAUCUAUCUAUCUAUUUAUCUAUCUAAGUUCUUUCAUACGUAUCUCUCUGUUCAUAUCUAUCUAUCUAUCUAUCUAUCUAUCUAUCAAGUUCUUUCAUAUGUAUCUCAUUCUGUGAGUAUCUAUCUAUCUAUCUAUCUAUCUAUCUAUCUAUCUAUCCUUUUUCUUAAACCUUCCUACUUGUUUACAUGUCAAUAUAAUCGUCUUCAUCGAUUACAUUUUGCAUCGCUACCUAGGUUCAUAUUUCAUUCUAUUCGUAUGUAUGCAUGUAUGUAUGUAUGCAUCUAUCUAUCUAUCUAUCUAUCUAUCUAUUAUCUAUCUAUCUAUCUAUCUAUCACUUUCAGCCUUUUCAUUCUCAUCCUGUUUCUAUCUAUCUAUCUAUCUAUCUAUCUAUCUAUCUAUCUAUCUAUCUAUCUAUCUACUUCUGUAAUGUAUCUAUUUUUGCAAUGUAUCUUUUUAUCUCAUUUGCCUAUCUAUUCUAUCUAUCUAUCUAUCUAUCUAUCUAUCUAUCUAUCUAUCUAUCCUUCCUUUUGGAUUCCGGGAUGCAAUUUGCUAUAA
Acanthosepion pharaonis is the source of this 705-nucleotide messenger RNA. Lineage: Eukaryota; Metazoa; Mollusca; Cephalopoda; Sepiida; Sepiidae. The record is from the annotation of a GenBank genome assembly.